Molecule: messenger RNA, 966 nt
Organism: Raphanus sativus (radish)
Lineage: Eukaryota; Viridiplantae; Streptophyta; Magnoliopsida; Brassicales; Brassicaceae
Exons: 7
Coding region: 152-721 (189 amino acids)
Biological process (GO): RNA processing
Cellular component (GO): nuclear exosome (RNase complex); cytoplasm
Molecular function (GO): RNA binding
Source: RefSeq, a predicted model, not a curated record
UUAUCAAAAUAAGCAAUCAAAUCCAGACCGUCCAAAAUAGGGAUUUCAUAAAACCCCAUUGAACAAACAUCUUGUCGAAACCCCAUAGUAAUAAUUUUGUGUUCUGCCUUGUACUCUUCUUCCUCGUUAUCAACAGUCGAAAUCUCUUGAAAUGACGGACAUAGUAACGCCUGGAGAUGUACUUGGGAAUGUGGCUGAGUUUAAAGCCGGCAAAGGAGCUUACGUCAACGACAAAACAAUCUACGCUUCCCUCACUGGAUCUCGUCGGAUUGUUUCUUCUCUUCCCGACUCUCCUGACCAGAGAGCUAUUGUGGAAGUUACGGGUCACAAGGCACAUGGGCUUAUUCCUGAGCCUGGUUCUGUUGUCUUAGCUAGGGUGACUAAAGUUAUGGCUAGGAUGGCUUCUGUUGAUAUCUUGUGUGUUGGUCCCAAGGCCGUUCGUGAAAAAUUUGCUGGCAUAAUCAGGCAACAAGAUGUAAGAGCAACAGAGAUUGACAAAGUUGAUAUGCAUCAGUCUUUUCGUCCUAGUGACAUUGUUAGAGCCAUGGUUCUGUCCCUUGGUGAUUCACGGGCUUACUAUUUGUCAACCGCUAAGAAUGAGCUUGGUGUGGUCUCAGCGGAGAGUGCUGCUGGUGAAACCAUGGUUCCGAUGAGCUGGAUAGAGAUGCAAUGCCCUUUGUCGGGACAAACCGAGCCAAGAAAAGUUGCCAAGGUUGGCUAGUUGAAUACAAGAUGAUAUUUGGCUUCCCUCGAUAGAUUUUUGAUAAUGGUGUCUACAACAUGAACAGACUUAUGAGAUUGAUACAAUUUUGAGAUUUUGUUUAUCCUUUUACUUGAGACUAUGAUGUCUAGUUAUCAAGUUGUAGAGAAAAGAGCAGAGCAACUUACCCUUGUUCGCAUAAUUAUGACACUCGCAUGUCGUUAAUCUCGGAAGAAUAUUUUAUAACUUAAGAUACACUUGAUCCU